AUGCUUCGUGUAAGGAAAGGCGAAAGACCUCCUAGACCAGACGCUAUUAGUGAUACACGGUAUUGGAGCCUCAUUGAGGAGUGUUGGGAUCAAAAGCCAAGUUCACGUCCAAAGAUCAGCGAUGUCUUGCUGCGGUUGCGAAAUAUAACU
Messenger RNA from Suillus plorans, 150 nucleotides. RefSeq lists its product as uncharacterized. The record is from RefSeq and is a predicted model, not a curated record. The transcript has a single exon. The annotation marks the transcript as partial. NCBI's taxonomy places the organism in Eukaryota, Fungi, Basidiomycota, Agaricomycetes, Boletales, Suillaceae.